CGACCUGGCCAUCAUGACAACAACGAUUGCCAUCAAGCAUGAAGCUUGAGAAUUCUUUCCAAGGCUAACAAAGAACCAUCGCAAGUGUAGUGGCUAGCUAGCUAUAAGGAGUAGCAAGUUAACGUCCAGAGGAUUCAACAACGCCAGUGUCAAAACGUUUGAUUGCUGAGAACCUGUUUUCUGAUUUGAAGAUCCGUUGGUAGUCUCUUAGUCAGUCGGUCAAGGGAUCAUUCUUUCCAGUUGAAUUGUCAAGAACCUUGAUAAUCUACUCCAUCAAAUUAAGUAUUUCCACCAUGACGCUUUCAUCUCGGAUUUUGACCCGGCUGAAGUCUUCGCAAGGAGUACUAGCUGCAGCAGGAAGAUCUUUCUCUUCGUCUACCGCUGCCACGUCUUCCGUGGGAUUUAUUGGUCUGGGCAACAUGGGAUUGCCCAUGAGCAUCAAUCUGGCCAACAAGGCGAAUGAUAGCAAGAUGGAUGUGAUUGCCUUUGACGCCAAUCCAACAGCCCUGAAUUUGGCCAAGGAGGCUGGAAUGCGUACGGCAAGCUCUGUGGAAGAAAUCGGAGCCUCCAAUUGUUCUGUCAUUAUUACCAUGCUACCAGGAUGUCAAGCAGUGGAUGCAGUCACUCCAAUUCUACUGGAAAGCUCUGAUCCAAAUGCAUCUACACUCUUUGUGGAUUGCUCCACGGUUCACCCAUCGACCAGCCGGCGAUGGAAUGACGAGCUAAAAGAAAAAGGUCACACCAGAAUGGAUGCUCCCGUCUCUGGUGGUGUCAAGGGAGCUACCGAUGGGACUCUGACCUUUAUGGUGGGCUGUGACGACCCCGCCACCCUCCAACAGGCUCAACCACUUAUAAUGGGACAACGUUCCAUUCAUUGUGGAACCGCCGGCGCUGGAUCCGCCACGAAAUUGUGCAACAAUCUCGCACUGGCGGCACAAAUGCUCGGGAUUUGCGAAGCCAUGAAUUUGGGAGAAAGUCUCGGUGUCGAUCCCAUUGUGCUUGCACAAGUCAUGAACACGUCCACGGCCAAAUCCUGGUCGUGUGAAGUCAACAAUCCACAUCCCGUCGUUGCCACUGACAGAGGCACGGGUGCGGCAGCCAAUCGGUAUCAAGGUGGAUUUGGAUCCAAACUCAUGCAAAAAGACUUGAGUUUGGCCGUCAGUGCCGGUGCCGAUGCGGGUGUCGCACUGCCCGUGGGAGUCUUGUCCAAGGAACUGUAUCACAUGGCCACACUGCAUGGUUUGGGAGACAAGGAUUUUGGUGUCAUGCUGCAGUUUCUUCGUGGGCAGAAACCGUAGUACUACUGCCUGUAGUAGAACAUGACAGAGAGAUAUUGGAAUAGAGACAACAUCCACACACAUACACACGCACAAGCAGCAAUACACUUGGAAAAGUCAUAUACAGUAGAGGAAAUUCAAAACGAGAUUAUAGUCAAAGAGAAAGUCAAAAACUAGCUAGAUUCAGGGUCCGAUGUGGA
This is a messenger RNA of Seminavis robusta, 1477 nucleotides long. The record is from the annotation of a GenBank genome assembly. NCBI's taxonomy places the organism in Eukaryota, Bacillariophyta, Bacillariophyceae, Naviculales, Naviculaceae.